Messenger RNA from Clavispora lusitaniae ATCC 42720, 882 nucleotides. RefSeq lists its product as uncharacterized. The record is from RefSeq and is a predicted model, not a curated record. Gene Ontology annotation, molecular function: histone acetyltransferase activity. Gene Ontology annotation, cellular component: SAS acetyltransferase complex. Lineage: Eukaryota; Fungi; Ascomycota; Pichiomycetes; Serinales; Metschnikowiaceae.
AUGACCACUGGAGAAAAACGAAGGUUACGUCUGGGCCGAGACGGGAAAGGCCAGUCGAGGCUUUUCAAUUUCGAAUCUGUCAAUAGUCUUCUAUAUCAGGAUCGGGAAAUUGGAAUUUGCUCUUCGCUCGAAAGUGACGAUUUCAAAACCAAGAACUUCAAGAGAUAUGCAUUUUAUGGCCAGAUGGCGGAGCUCCCAAAACUCAAAAAUAAAGAAACAGACUUGAAAUAUAACGAAUCGUUGCUACCACGAAGACAGAGGCUAAAAAUGGACCCUCUCCCCGACCAACACUUUGAAACUUUCCAUCGACGCAUGAAGAGAGAGGAGAAGAAUAUGACGGGGGCAGACAGAAGCAAGAUGAUGUCGGAAAUCGAAACAUUGAAAAGUCAGCUUCGGCUUUUACGUCAGCACGAUUGGAUGAAACAUCUUCCGCGCAUCACAUUAGUCAAAGACCCGAAAGACAGGUCAGAACUUCAACGGAAGAGAGAGUUGACAGAAAAGGAAUGUCUACGGCUACUAAACAAGUACUACAGUUGGGAAAAGCGUAAUGAAAAUCUCGAGAAUGAUAUCCGUUUGUUUAAUAAGAACAUGCAUAGCGACAAUGCGCACUCAUCCAAACUCGCUAGAGGACGCAAGGACAGACAUAAUGAUGACGACAACAAUGACGACGAUGAUAAUGACGAAGAAGAAGAUCUGGAUGAUCUGGAUGAUGACGAUGAGGACAUUUUUCUUAGUGACCUAGCUGCCUUGAAAGCCAAAAGACAAGAAAGACGCAUUGAGAAGUAUGGUCCAUCAAUUCGCAUUGUCCUAGGCAAUGGUUAUGAUCUUGUCGGAGGCCCUUUUCAGUACCCUCGUAUUGAAAAGGCUAGCACCUUUAUGUAG